Molecule: messenger RNA, 2738 nt
Organism: Oncorhynchus keta (chum salmon)
Lineage: Eukaryota; Metazoa; Chordata; Actinopteri; Salmoniformes; Salmonidae
Product: coiled-coil domain-containing protein 146-like
Cellular component (GO): cytoskeleton
Source: RefSeq, a predicted model, not a curated record
GGGCCACUAUGAGCCAAGCUGGGGAACAGACCAACCCACCCAGUGGAGGAGGUGAGGAGGAGACUACUCCUUUAUCAGCCCUGGCUCCUGAUGCUGCCCUACAGGAGGAGAGCCUGGCCCUGGGCCCCACUCACGUCUCUGCCAUCCCAGCCUUCCAGUGCUUAGACCAGCUGUUCUCUACUGGCAAGAUCAGCGGGACCAAAGCAGCGACGCUCAAAGCCAGUUUCAGCCUGCUCCAUGACACCUUGAAGAGCUCUCAGCAGUCAGAGAUCCGGCUGCUGCAGGAGGCCAAGCAGUUCAGAGCAGAGCUGGAGCGCCAGCAGCAGGAUCUGGAGACGGCUGAGCAGUUCCCUGAGGGGCCGGACACAGAGGUCAGCCGCAUGAGACAGCAGCUCCCCUCCCAAGUUCCAGUCAACGACCUGCGACAGGCAGAGGAGAGGGACUACCAGAUGAACUACCAGCUAGAGUGUCUCACAGAAGAGAAGCUUUGCCUGGAGAAAGAGUAUGAGUCUCAACCCAAACCAGUUGAGCUGGAGAAGCGUGCGAAGGCCCUGAAGGACAGCAGUGAGGAGCUGAGGAAGGAGGUGUCUCAGAGGAGACAGGAGAUACACAGCCUGCUGGAGGACAUGGAGGCCAGACACAAACUGAUGACCAGGGAGCAGAGAGAACUGGACCACAAGAAGGACAGCAUAGUAAACAACCAGGCUGAGUUGGCCCAGCUUCUGUCUGUUCCUGGCCAGUUGGGGAAGGAGAUUGAGAGGAUCAACAGGAAAAAGAUGGAGGUUGAGAAAAGUAAGGCGGCCCUAGACGAGCAGCUGUCUGAGGUGGCGGCUCUGCAGAAGAGGACAGAGGCCCGCUGUCGCUCCCUGGAGGAGGAGAAGAGGGAGGUGAGGAGGCAGGUGGAGGGGCGCAGGGCACACCUGGAGGCUGCCGAGAGGGAACACAGCAUGCUGCAGAAAGAGCAGGAGAUGACCAAGGAGAAGGAGGUCAUUAUGAUGGGACAGAGAGGUAUGCUGGACAUCAAUACAGGCCACUGCAUCAUGGAAAGGAAGACCGUGCAUGAGAACCUGUCACAAAAGCAGCGUGAGAGGGACCGGCAGCUCAGAGAGCUGAAGAAGGUGGAGCUGCAGCUCAAACAGGCCCAGGACGCGCUGGUCUACACUCAGCUACUGCAUGACAAGACCAAGUCUACAAGGGAUGUCAAACCCAAAAGUGACAGGAUUCUGAAGACAAGACAGGAGUUACAGUUAGAAGUGGACAAGCUGAAGAGAAACUUGAUCCAUCAGCAAAGAUACCAUCGCAUCAAGCAAGAGCUGAGAGGCAAGAGUCUGGUGAUCCAUGAACUCAAGAAGCAGAACCAGGAGGUCCAGUCCAGGCUUGGUGUGUUUGCCAAGCUGUACGACAACAUCAAGGGUGAUAGGAACAAGUGUAUGAACCUGAUCCAGAUGGCCUCCCAGAGAACGGCUGAGAUGAGAGAGAAGUUCAAGAUCCUGGACAACGAGAUUGAGAUCCUCAGAACCAACGCCAUCAACAAAGAGAAGCUGCUCCAGAAGUCCCGUCUGAAGCACUUCCACAGCCACACCAUCAGAGACAGCCUGAGGAACGAUAUCUCCAAGGUGACCCUGGGUUAUGAUGAGACAGUUCUGAGGAGGAGCUCCAAGAGGGAGAAAUCAAAGGUGGCCAUGCAGAGCCUCAAUGACAGAGGAAGAGCCAAAACCAUCAUGCAGAGCGGUGAAUGUCAGGUGAGUCUGUCUAUCCAUGAGGAAGACCAGAACACGAGGAGCGGCAAUGACAGAGGGGUACAGUUGUUGGAGCGUGAGGAGGAGAUGUGUAUUUACGAGAAGGUGAAUGUUCAGGAGGGCCUGAUCAGAGACGGUAACAUAGAGAUGCAGGCGCUGGAGGAGGAGACGCGCUGCCUGCAGAUGAUCACCAAGGAAGAAGGAAGACAGACAGCCCUCAGCAGGAAACUGGUGCCCUGCCAGAGGAGACUGAAGGGAGAGAGCACCAUGCUGCAGAUACAGCUGUCAGAGUGUAAGGAGCGUAUGUUGGAGCUAGAGAAGGCCUUGGAGGAUCCAGGACAGGAGAACAGGGCCAGAGAGCUGGAGGGGAACGACCCAUCUCCUGUUGAACUCAUCCAGAAGAUAGAACAGCUGGAGGUUGGCUUGGCGGAGCGGGAAGAGCUGCUCCUGGAGAAGGACUUGGUGUUUGAGCAGGUGACCCGGAUCUCUCAGCGAAUAAGAGCGAAGGCCGAGAACGGCAAGCAGGACACACUGCAGCUAGCCAAGAAGGUGAAUGAGUUGCAGGGCCGUAUCAAGGAGUCAACCAGGAGGAUGAUGGCUGUGGUGUCUGAGUUGUCGAUGCGCCAAGCCAGCGCCAUGACCCUGCAGCAGGAGCUGAAGGAGAGGGAGCUGUUCCUGGACACCUGCCACCGGCGCCUGGACCAGGGUCUGCCCCCCUCUGAAGACCUGGAGCAGGAGUGGCAACACAUCCUCAGGGAUGAGCAGCGCAGGCAGGCCGACCAGCAGGAGAAAGACAGGCUGGUGGAGGAGGAGGAGAGGUCCCAGCUCCCUAGUGGGGUGUACACCACGGCCGAGGCCCGACCCAACGCCUACAUCCCCCUGGGGGACACCCUGCCCCUGCCCAAGCCCUACGGAGCCCUGGCCCCCUUCAAACCCUCUGAGCCCGGCACCAACAUCAGACACAUUCGCAAGCCUGAACCAAAACCCAUUGAGAUAUAG